Molecule: messenger RNA, 1533 nt
Organism: Ornithodoros turicata
Lineage: Eukaryota; Metazoa; Arthropoda; Arachnida; Ixodida; Argasidae
Exons: 1
Coding region: 1-1533 (510 amino acids)
Molecular function (GO): nucleic acid binding; zinc ion binding
Source: RefSeq, a predicted model, not a curated record
AUGAGCCAAGACGUGGACGCCCUUCUUCAGUUCUUGGCCAUCCAGAUUGAAGCCAGGGAGGAGGCCGCGCUCCAUCGACACCGACCCGUUCAUAAGGAUCCAGAAAAUGGCGACAGUGUGCCCCUUCCGUCAGCCGUGGCUCUUCCCGCUGCCACAGCUCCAGAGGAGCCUGUGCGUGACGCACAAACGAGUAGUCCCCCCGCACCGUGCGUCGUGUGCCGUGAUACCGGGCACUCAGUUGGAGCGUGUCCAGCUCCGACGGCUCCAGAAGACAAACGCCGACGUCUCCUAGCGGCCCGCCGUUGCUUUCGCUGUGCCAAGCGCUACCAUCACGCUCGCCAAUGUCGGUCGUCCGCAAGCUUGACCUGUGGAAAGUGCAAUGGGCAGCACCUUACGUCGCUUUGCGACAUUCAGCCCAGCCCACGCAGUAACGUCAGCGCCGUCGGAAUCGCGGAAGCGAUUUCGCAAGAUGUUCAGUCGAUGGCUACGUCUGCACAGGGCAUCGUGAGGUACCUGCAGACCGCUGUGGCAGAAGCCUCUGGACCGGCAGGAACACUCUGGGUCAGAGUACUAUUAGACAACGGCAGCCAACGAACCUUUGUAACAGAGGACCUGACACGAAGGUUAGGGUGCGAAGCGCAGGGUUCCGAAGAUCUGGCGAUCUUUUCCUUCGGCUUGACACGACGUUCUGCACGUCAUAUGUGCGCUAAGGUCAGCCUCUCUCUCAGCGGACUACACGAGUCCCAGGACUUGGACGCUCUCACGGUCCCAGAGAUCUGCAGGUCCCUCAGCCCUGCAGUAGGCGGCACUGUUGCAGCACUCUUGCAAGAUCAUGGCCUAGAACCCGCGCCGACUUCUUGUCCCUCUGACAACGUCGACAACGUCGACAUUCUGGUAGGCGCUGAUUAUUACUGGCGAUUUGUAUCCGGCAAAAUUGUUCGACUAAGCGACGACCUGACUGCGGUCGACACGCUCUUCGGAUGGACAGUCCAAGGGCCCGCCAACAUCUCCUCCCUUGUUGGGGUGUCAUCAGUUGUGUCGCUGCUGUGCUGCGCCGAAACAGGCGCUGUUCUAGAUCCGACCGAAAUGUGGCGGCUUGAUGCACUGGGCAUCACAGCUCCCGCCAGCAAAGACACAAGAGAAGCCGACCGCAUCCUUUUCGAGGAAGACAUCAAAUUCCAGGAAAACCGAUAUCAAGUCCAUUUAAUGAUAAAAGAGCCUGGACUCCCUCUAGAAGCCAACAACAAGAUAACAGCAGAAAGGAGAUUAAACGCGCAGCUACGACGUUUCCGCACGGCGUCCGACGUCCUUCAGCAGUACGAUCAAACUAUGCGGGAAUAUUUCACAGAGGGCCACGCGGAACCUGUCACAGGCCCGGACCCGCCGAGGAACCUGUAUUACCUACCUCACCACGCCGUAAUACGCAAGGAUGCAGUCACCACCAGGAUAAUAAUCGUAUUUGACGCUUCGUCCCAUAUUCCGGGCCAGCCUUCGCUGAAUGACGUCCUGUCGAAGGGUGCAAACAUCAAGUGA